Durusdinium trenchii is the source of this 1850-nucleotide messenger RNA. The record is from the annotation of a GenBank genome assembly. Lineage: Eukaryota; Dinophyceae; Suessiales; Symbiodiniaceae.
CAGGAACUGCUUUCAUGAGAGUUCCAUGGAAUGCUGCAGCAGCUUGUUGCAAGAAAGACUCGGGAAGAGCUAUUGGAGGGUGCUGCCAGCGCACAUGGAGUAACUUUGACCCGAUCCCUGAGCACUUGGGACUUGCUCGCUGCGGACUGAGCUCAGGCAAUUGGAGUCGGCUCCACUGUCGGCACUGGCGUAUUCUCCAUCACAGGCGAAGUGGCCAACCAGGAGGCUGGUCCUGCCGUGGUUCUUUGUUGGUGCUUUGGUGGUUUCGGAUGCUUGCUCUCUGCGCUUAGCUAUAUGGAACUUUCUGCACGUAUUCCCGCAGCUGGUGCUGGUUACGCUUUUGCUUACCAUUUGUUGGGGGAGGUUUUUGCAGUUUGCGGGGCUGCACUUAUCACCCUUGAGUAUGGGAUCUCGGCCUCUGCGGUGGCGGCAAAUUGGGGGGAGAAAUUCAGGACCUUGCUCACGUCUGCAGGUGCAAUUCAAUUGGCUGCAAAAUCCAUCGUGCAGCUUGGCCCACUGACUCUGUCUUUCCCGGCACUUGCCGUUUUAGUUGCGGUGACUGGCAUGGUGUAUCUUGGAGGAGAUCUGGGCAAGCGCUUUGCCAGAGGUUCCUCAGCCUUGGCCGUGAUUCUCAUUUUGCUCAUGACUAUCAUUGCAAGCACGAGUUUCGAGGCCUCUAAUUUCCAGCCCUUCGUGCCGCGAGAGUUUGGGAUUGGCGGUGUUAUGGCAGGUUGUGUGACUACUUUCUUUGGGUUUCUCGGGUUUGAUGAAGUCUGCUGCAUGGCUGGCGAGGCCUUGCAACCUGAAAAGACAGUCCCUCGCGCAUUGAUUGGAACGUUGCUGUGUGCAACGAUUUUGCCUGUGGCAGCCUCUUUAGCACUUGUGGGCUUCACUCCGUACAAUCUCAUCAAUCCAAGUUCCGGCUUUGCGGUGGCCUUCCAUGAGAGGGGCUGGAUAGCUUUAUCUUACGUUGUACAGCUUGGCCAGCUAGUUGUCCUCUUUGUUGUGACCUACAUGUGUUUCCUGGCACAGCCCCGAGUGUUCUACGCACUUGCCAGGGACGGCCUCCUACCACAGAAGUUUGCUGAGUUGAAUGACGCCAAUGAACCAUGGUUUGCCACAUUGAUGACUGGCUUCCUUGUUAUUAUUUGUGGUACUUUCCUGCCCUUUGACACUCUAGCGAACGCAAUAUCUGGCGGGGUAUGCGUCAACUUCAAUUUGGUCAACUGCUGCGUUGUGAUGAUCCAUGGUGGCCAAGAUGGCGACAAUCCGUCUAGACGACUUGGAGCAAGCCUUGCUUCCUUCAAUCUAUUCUCCCUGGUUGAAUCUUUGCUUCUUCGGCAACUCUUGCAUGGCGAGCAAAGUUCUGCCCUUUGGACUAUUGCUGCAGCUGUUGCACUGGCCCUUUUGGUGAGCUUUGUCGUGAUAUGGUGCUCUGUCCGGCAGGAAGCUGGGGAGAACACGGUUGGCACUGAGGCCUUCUUCCGAGUACCAUGUCUUCCUUUGCUUCCAUGCUGUGCAAUGCUCUUCAACAAUGUAAUGAUCUCAUCCAUGAAGGGCUUGGACUUCUUGCUUCUUGCUUCGUAUUUGGCAAUUGUGGUUUGCCCCUACCUACUCUUUGCGUGGAGGUGCAGUCAACACAGGAUGUCCAUUCGGUGUGAAGAGAUUUCCUUCUCUUCAAGCCGCGCAAAUGCAACCUGAAGCGAGAGCAAACAGCCAGUCAGCGUUUGACUGCGAGAAUGUAAAAUAAGAGAAUGACAGCAAAUGAACAAUCAAAAGGGUAUAUAGCAAGAAUUGCCUUUGCAUAAUUUAGCCUUUGGCUCUAUCUGGCUCUGAGAGCAACAUGUGAC